Molecule: messenger RNA, 2040 nt
Organism: Penicillium angulare
Lineage: Eukaryota; Fungi; Ascomycota; Eurotiomycetes; Eurotiales; Aspergillaceae
Product: putative nucleoporin Nsp1
Exons: 3
Coding region: 1-2040 (679 amino acids)
Biological process (GO): protein import into nucleus; RNA export from nucleus
Cellular component (GO): nuclear pore central transport channel; nuclear pore
Molecular function (GO): phospholipid binding; structural constituent of nuclear pore
Source: RefSeq, a predicted model, not a curated record
AUGUCCUUCACCUUCGGCGCACCAGCGUCCAGCGGAACGUCCAGCGGAGGUCUAUUUGGAACAGCCGGUGGCUCUUUUGGCUCCAACCAGAACAGCUCAAAUACAGGGUCGACUGGUGCUAGUGGCGGUCUUUUCGGCAAUGUAGGAGCUUCGUCCGCUGGAGGCCCAUCAGCCUUCGGAGCGAAGCCUGCCAGUGCCAGCCCUUCUCUUUUCGGAGGUGCUGCUAGCAACGGAACUGGCAGCAACAGUCCACUCGCGUCCACAAACACGACCUCCGGAGGCUCUACCGGCGGGGGCUUCUCGUUUGGUCAAGCUCAAAACACAUCCGGUCCAUCCACUGGUUCAAUGUUUGGUGGUGGCACCUCGACUCCGGCGAAGACAGAUGCAGCUACACCUAGUGCAAAUGGUGGUGGGUUAUUUGGAGGUGGUCCUCCCAGUGGAAGUGCAUUUGGGGCCUCAACUACUCCCGGUCCCUCAGGCGGCUCUUUGUUUGGCAAUGCUUCAACUACUCCUGCUGGCCCUCCCCCGGGAUCCAGUGCUCCAAGUUUGUUUGGAGGAAUGAAGGCCGGUGCCACUUCGACAACCCCAGCAACCAACUCAGCCUUCUCUGCUACCCCAGCUACAAGCCAGCCACAACCUGCUGGCGGCCUAUUUGGCGCCGGUGCCGGCUCCACAUCAACAACCCCCAAGCCUGCAUUUGGAUCCACGCCUGCCGCCGGCAGCGGAGGUCUCUUCGGCGGCGCAAAGCCAGCUGAGUCUACAACUUCAGCGGCUCCUGCAGCCAGUGCCGCAAAACCUAGUUUCUUUGGCACAGCCGCACCGGCUGCUGGUAGUGCCCAAAGCACACAGAAUUCUCUUUUCAAAAUGCCAUCUGCUGGAGGCGACUCAGCCCCAAAGGCCGCAUUCCCUUCUCUCGGCGCUCCUUCUUCAACUACAACAGCUACAUCGCAACCCUCAUUGGGAGCUCCUGCGACAUCCUCCACGCCCCAAGGCUCUUCUCUCUUCCCCUCCCUUGGGGGCACAACCUCUUCCGCUCCUCAAUCGUCUACACCCGCAGCAGCUCCUAGCGGUGGCAUGUUUGGCCAGCCCGCUGCUUCCGCUGCUCCAGCGUCCGCAGCUACUACAGCCGCACCCGCUGCCACUUCUGCAGCCCCAGCUCCUUCCUUAGGAGGCGGCCUGUUCAAACAGCCCGCUCCUUCAGCUACAGCUACUCAACCUCCUCCUGCUUCUGCUGCCGCUACCACUGCUGCCACAACGGCCCCGGCUGCGACUGCGACUGCUACUGCCCCUGCCCCUGCUAACACGGGCGCUGCUGCACCAUCUGCCCUUGGACAGUCAACCACUGGCCCAGCCCCACCAGCCCAGUCACGGUUGAAGAACAAGACUAUGGACGAGGUCAUUACUCGGUGGGCGACAGAUCUCACUAAGUACCAAAAGGACUUCCGUGAUCAGGCAGAGAAGGUGGCCGAAUGGGAUCGGAUGCUAGUAGAGAACGGAACUAAAGUUCAGAAGUUGUAUGGCAGCACUGUGGAUGCAGAGCGGGCCACUCAAGAAGUUGAACGUCAACUGGCCUCGGUGGAGGGUCAACAGGAUGAACUUAGCUCAUGGCUGGAUCGUUAUGAGCGGGAGGUCGAUGAGAUGACCUCGAAGCAGCUGACUCACAAUGAAGCCCUCCAGGGCCCAGAUCAAGAGCGCGAGAGAACAUACAAACUGGCCGAGAAGCUCUCCGAGCAUCUGGAUGAGAUGGGCAAGGACCUGACCAGCAUGAUUGAAGAGGUCAACGGUGCCUCUGCAACACUGAGCAAGACCAACCGGGCAGACGAACCUAUCUCACAAAUUGUGCGCAUUCUCAACUCGCACCUCUCUCAACUACAGGUUAUCGACCAGGGUACCUCCGAACUCCAGUCCAAGGUUUCAGCCGCUCAAAAGGCCGGCCAAUCCAUCUCUUCUCGUCUGGGAUAUGGUGGUUUUGCUAGUCCCGGCAUGAACGGAGGUAAUGCCGCAGAUGAUUUCUACCGCUCCUACAUGGGAAGACGGUAA